Molecule: messenger RNA, 1563 nt
Organism: Leishmania major strain Friedlin
Lineage: Eukaryota; Euglenozoa; Kinetoplastea; Trypanosomatida; Trypanosomatidae
Product: putative zinc finger domain protein
Exons: 1
Coding region: 1-1563 (520 amino acids)
Biological process (GO): protein targeting to membrane; peptidyl-L-cysteine S-palmitoylation
Cellular component (GO): Golgi apparatus; endoplasmic reticulum
Molecular function (GO): protein-cysteine S-palmitoyltransferase activity
Source: RefSeq, a predicted model, not a curated record
AUGACGGACCACGACGACGAGACCGAGCGACAGCGCUUGGCCAGUGCGGCGGUCGCACCGAAUCAGCCGGUCAGCAACGGAGGUUCCCGCAAACCGAGCGUGAAGCAGCCGUCCCCGCCUCAAUGCGACUCACUAGCUCUUGCCCCUAGCACAGCCACCGCGACGGUGGCGUGUACCUCGGUGGCUGAAGGGACACUGUCCCACUUUCCCCACGGCGUUGGUGUGCCGGCUCCGUGUGCACGGCCAAGCGACGCUUCUGUGGCACAGAACAGAGGCACAGCUCUCAGCUUCACGCCCGUGUCAGGUCUUAAGAAGUCGAUUCUUACUCUCGGCGAGUAUGUCAAGGGACCUGUGUGGCCGCGAAUCGCUGCGACAACGCUACCCGAGUCGCCGCAGGAGCUGUCCAGCGUUUUCAGCCCCGCGUCUCUGCGGGAGGCCGAAGUCGAGAUGACCGCACAGCGGCAGCAGGGCGGGGUCGGCAACCAUCUCCCCUCUGCGACUGCUGUUACUGCACCGAUUGGUGUGAGCGUUGGCGAGGGUGGCACGUCGCGUCUGCCGUGCGCCCAUCCGCACCCCGCCGACGUGGAUCUCCCCAUCGCGGCGGAGAUGGAGGUGGCGGCGAAGCAGCGCUACGGCGAUGAGGGGGACGGCGCUUUUCUCGCGGGCGGCUGCGCUUGGGAUGCGGAGGAGCGGGUGCGGGGCGCUUCUCUGCAUGAAGCGGAGGAGGACACGGGUGACGGUUGGGAGAGUGAGGACUGGGCUGAGGACGACCGCAAGAUUCCUCGCUCAGCGGAGCCGUGCUGCUCGCUGUGCGUGAACGUCAGCAAAGACCCCGAUAGCUGGCGUCACAGUCAACCGCGUCGCCACGCCUUCGAGCGCCCGCUGCACUCGAUGCAGGUGAUGGCGUUCGUCUUUGAGGUGGUACUGCUAGGCCUUUUCUGGUCUAGCGUCUUCAUGGGGUACGUCAUGCUUUACACCCAGGACAAGCAGAACUGCCUGGCUGAGAUGGUCAUCUUCGCCAUCCUCGUGCUUGCCGGCAUGGUGUGGCUCUACACGUCCUUAAUCAUAAUCUCUUUCAAGGACUGCACGGACCGCAGCAACUCGGGUGAAAUGUGCAUGUUCUGCCGCCGUCGCACGCAUGUGGACUCCAAGCACUGCAAGGCGUGCAACAAGUGCGUGGAGGGAUUCGACCACCACUGCAAGUGGCUGAACGUGUGCGUCGGCACGAAGAACUACCAACUCUUCUUCUCCUUCGUCUCCGCCGCCGUGUGCGUGACUCUGGUUGGCUUUCUGGGCGGCGUGACGUACCUUGCGCGGUGGUGGCAUGUUCUCGCGGAGCGCCACAGCGCCUACUUUCGCGCGGGCCCGGUUGUCAUGUGCACGUUAAUGGUCGUGGGCAUUGGCCCAAUGGCACAUCUGCUCUUGUUCCACAGCUACCUCUGCAUCGUUGGCAAGACGACGUACCAGCACAUUCUUGAAAAACGCAAGCGUACUGUGCAGUUCCCCAGCGGUGAAACGGAGGAGCGGUUUCUCAAGAAGCGACGACUGCCGUGCUGCUGUUGA